Messenger RNA from Radiomyces spectabilis, 1053 nucleotides. RefSeq lists its product as uncharacterized. NCBI's taxonomy places the organism in Eukaryota, Fungi, Mucoromycota, Mucoromycetes, Mucorales, Radiomycetaceae. Gene Ontology annotation, cellular component: membrane. Bases 1 to 1053 code for a protein of 350 amino acids. The record is from RefSeq and is a predicted model, not a curated record. The transcript is spliced from 6 exons.
AUGGUCGAUGAACCGACGACAUCCUCUUACGGCACGGUAACCACUUGGGAACAUAAGGACCAAACCAGUUACGUAGCUUGGCUCCAAGCUUUAGCCAUAGUCGCUGUCAACAGUACAUGCACUUUGAUGUGGUGUACGGGAGCCGGCGCUCCUGGCAGUGUGUCAAUAUGGUUAGACGUAUCAUUGACCAAAGUCAACUGGCUUUCCAACGCUUCCGCUAUAUUCAAUACCAUCUUCUCUUUGGUCACAGCCUGGUUUUAUGAACGUUUUGGAUUGAAGAAAUCUAUCAUGCUUGCUGCAUGCAGCAAUAUGAUUGGUUGCUGGAUUAGAUGCAUAGCGAUCUGGCUUCCUGUAGAAAAGCGUUACAGCAUGCAUUAUGGUUUGCACCGCAUCACCGUGGCAUGGCCAACACACUCGUCACUUUUCGGUAUUGCGAUUCUGUCCACGGCGGCUGCCGUACCUACCGUAUUUUUGCCGAUAAAGCCUAAAAUAGCGGCAUCGGUCACGGCUUUAGCGGACCGCUUACCGUUUUGGACGGCCGUUAAACAGCUGGCUCGAAUUCCCGCUUUUUGGUGCGUGGCCUGGUUAAGUUCGAUUGUGAUGGGCAUGACCUUUUCUAUUUCGGUGCUUAUCAUGGAAGCAAUCGUGCCUUACGGUUAUACCGAACAACAAGCCGGUGUGUGUGCGGCGGUGAUUGUUCUCCUGGGGUUCCUGGGUGGAGUUAUACCCAAUGCCUUUUCAGUCAUUCUCGCCGCUUGCGCACUCAAUGGAUUUCUUUCUUAUGCUUUGAUUCCUAUCUACCUCGAAUUAGCCAGUGAAAUGUCUUACCCGAUCCCUGAAUCCAUCAGUGCAUGCAUCAUUUGGUCGUUUGCCACGCUAUUCAUGUUGAUUUUCUCGGUGAUCAUUGAUAUGCUUAGAGCAGGGCCAGAGGCAAUACCGCCCUACAACAUGGACAAGUCCAUGAUCGCAGCGGCGGCCAUGAUGCUGGUCAGUUCUAUACCAUGUAUUUGGUUAAAAGGAGAUCUGAAACGAUUAUCAUUUGAUCGACAAUGA